Anopheles stephensi (Asian malaria mosquito) is the source of this 2531-nucleotide messenger RNA. It is a transcript of the gene morula, whose product is annotated as anaphase-promoting complex subunit 2. Lineage: Eukaryota; Metazoa; Arthropoda; Insecta; Diptera; Culicidae. Gene Ontology annotation, molecular function: ubiquitin protein ligase binding. The record is from RefSeq and is a predicted model, not a curated record. Gene Ontology annotation, cellular component: anaphase-promoting complex. Gene Ontology annotation, biological process: ubiquitin-dependent protein catabolic process. The transcript has 3 exons. The coding region runs from base 82 to 2445 and encodes 787 amino acids.
UCAGUGUGUGCGUCUGACCUUUGACAGCUGUUUGUUAUUGCUUUACCGGCUGCCGGAAAGCAUCCAAAACGAAGCAACACCAUGUCGAUCGACGCGGAUAUGCAACGAUUGAUGGACAAAGUUUUCCCCAUUUUCCAGAACAGUCUAAAAGCCGAACCGGUUACCGAGGACGAGCUGCUCCACCUGCACCAACGGCUGGUGGUGCAAAAGCUGGUACCGUAUGUGUACGAAUCGUUUUUUGUUAAAACCGAGAAAAUUAUCCAGCACGUGGUUGUACCACAGUUUUGGGCCCGCUUUACACAACCACCAGCACCAUCACCGAAAGAGCUGCCGCGAGCCAGCUUCGUACAGUUCCACACGGCGGUCCAGGAGCUGUACGAACAGUUUGCCUUCUUCCGGCGCCAGUUGAAGCGGUUGGAGCGCGUUUGCCCGACGCAGGACGUGCCGUACGUGAAGCGCAAGCUACCGAGCGAGGUGUUUGUGUUCUGUAACCAUUUGCACACCACGCUGCACGCGCAGCUUCCGGCCGACUUUAACGACAUCGUGUACCGGUUCUAUGCCAUCGCGUUCCGUGUCUUCAUUUACAGCCACCUGCAGGAUGGCGAUGAGUAUAUGGAGGUGGGCGAAACGAACCGUUGUAUGGCGUGCAGCAUGAGCAGUGGCGAAUGUCAGUGUCAGGCGAUUGCGGACGCGUUCACCAGCACGAACCGAUAUCUGUCGAUGAUGGGCAUUCUGGAUGAAAUCUCGGGCCAUACGCUGAACCAGCUAAUCCAGGAGCGUAUCGAUGCGAAGGUCGACGAAACGAAGGAAAACUACGCCACCUCGCACAUGGAGCAGCUGGAACAUUGGCUUAACACGGUGGUAAUGCAAUGGUUGACCCGCAUCUACAACAAAGGCUCGCUGCAGAUCAAACCGGAGCACAAGUGCUUGCAGCGUAAUAUUGCGAAGAUGCAGAGCCGGCUGCUGGUUUAUACGUACGACAAGUACGCGAACAUGAUCGUCGAUCAGUUCUUUCAGAUUAUCAUCAAUUUCCCGCUGUCCCAGUCGGCGGUGGACGAUCUUAAGCUGUGCCUGAACAAGAUCAAUCUGAAGCGUUGCUUCGUAACGACCAUCCGGGAUAUGUUGUGCGAACGGUUGCUGCACCCGGGCGUAGACACACCGGACAUACUGACGGGCUAUGUGGCGGCACUGAAAACGUUGGCCCAUUUCGACCCGAGCACGGUACUGCUGCGCUCGAUCACCAAACCCAUCAAAGAGUAUCUGAGGGGAAGGGGGGAAACGGUACGGUGUGUCGUCACCAGCUUUACCGGCGACGGAACGUCCGAUCUGGCUGAGGAGCUGGCGAAGGGUGAGAUGGUGAAGCCGAAGCCACCGAGCAAUGACAAGCUGGAUGAUCCGGACUGGAGAAGCUGGCAGCCGGACCCGGUUAAUAUGGCACCGGCAGCGUUGAAAUUCAUCUCCGCCAACAAGCGAGCGGACAUCAUCUCGAUGGUGGUCGACAUCUACGGUAGCAAGGAAAUAUUCGUCAACGAGUACCGGAACCUGCUGGCGGAACGGUUGCUGUCUCAGGUGGAGCUGAGCAUCGAGAAGGAGGUGAAGCAUCUGGAGCUGCUCAAGUCACGUUUCGGCGAAAGCUUGCUACACAGCUGCGAGGUGAUGCUGAAGGACAUCACGGAAUCGAAACGCAUCAACGCACACAUUCUUUCGCCGGACUCGGGUGCCGGUGACCUGGCCGUGCCUAACCAGGUGUCGGCGCUAAUCGUUUCGUCCCAGUUUUGGCCAACGUUCCGGAAGGAAACGAUGGAGCUGCCCGACUCGAUCAAAGCGAUGUUCGAAAAGUACACGAAAGCGUACGAAUCGUACAAGGUGAACCGAACGCUACAGUGGACACCCUUGAACGGGAAGGUUACCAUCGAGCUGGAGCACAACGGGAAGGUGCAGGAGAUGCAGGUAACGCCUGCCCAGGCUGCCAUCAUCAUACACUUCAGUGAACAGCCGCAAUGGGAACUGGAUUGCUUAAGCCAGAAGAUGAACAUGCCACCGAUUGUCCUGCGCAAGCGGAUCGUGUUCUGGCAGUCGCAGGGCUUGAUACGCGAAACGAAGGAAAACGUGUUCGUGCUGGUAGACAAAAGUGUGGAGAGCGAAACUUCGUCCGACGCGAUACAACCGCAGCCGAACGAUGUGUGCGAGGAGGAGGAAGCCGAAAGUGCGAUGGAAUCGGCCAGCGAUCAGCGCGAGGAAGAGCUGCAAGUGUUCUGGUCGUACAUUGAAGCCAUGCUUACGAAUCUCGACUCGCUACCGCUGGACCGCAUUCAUCAGAUGCUGAAAAUGUUCGCUUCCCAGGUAGACUUUACGCAGGACGAGCUGAAGCACAUCCUGCAGCGCAAGGUCCGAGAGCACAAGCUGGUGUACGCGGGCGGUGUGUAUCAGUUGCCAAAGUCGUAGGCGCGGGAACUACCUAACGUACACGGUUUAUUGCUUGCUAUUAUUAUAAAAAUCUAUCAAUAUAGUUGGGAUCCAAGCCUUCGGAA